Gavialis gangeticus (Gharial) is the source of this 5020-nucleotide messenger RNA. It is a transcript of the gene TXLNB, whose product is annotated as taxilin beta. Gene Ontology annotation, molecular function: syntaxin binding. The coding region runs from base 173 to 2017 and encodes 614 amino acids. Lineage: Eukaryota; Metazoa; Chordata; Crocodylia; Gavialidae. The record is from RefSeq and is a predicted model, not a curated record. The transcript has 10 exons.
CUGCUGUGUCAUCCAGUCCUUCCCCCUCCUCUAAUCUCUCAAUCCCUCCUUCCCUCCAUAGCAGGAAUACAGUGUGAGACUCCUAUUGCUAUCUGUCCUUGUCUGUGCCCUCCUCCUGACAUUUUCUCCAGUCAACUCUCUCCUCUUUCAGCUCCAAGAUUCUAUAACAAAUAUGGAGAAUAACCAGUCACCUGAACUCAAACCUGAACAGCAAUCCCUCUCUCCUGCAAACAGCACUAUGGCGUUACCUACUCAGAAUGGCCUCGAGAAACAAAACACUGAGAAAUCAGCUCCCCAGCUUCCAUCCAACCCCCCUCAGAAUGAACCAACUGCUCUGCCUGAAACAAUAGUUUGUGACAUAUCAGAAGAGCUGAACCGACAGCUGGAGGACAUUAUUAAAACCUACGGGUCUGCUGUUAGUCUGGUGGAGAAGGAGAGAACUACUAAGGAAACAGACAAGUCUGAGAAAGGGGAGUCAGUCAAUAAUGAGGAAGGAGAAUAUGAAGAUGGAAAUGAUGAGAGUGAGAAAGAACAAAUAGCUACUGGGGAUGCCUCAGGAGCAAAGGAAUCUAGCACCAGUAAGGAGCAAAAACUGGAGAAGAAAAUCCUGAAAGGGCUAGGUAAAGAAGCCACCUUACUGAUGCAAAGUUUGAACAAGAUGAAUACACCAGAGGAGAAGCUGGACAUGUUAUUUAAGAAGUAUGCUGAGCUGCUGGAAGAACAUCGUGCCGAGCAGAAAAAACUGAAGCACCUGCAGAAGAGACAGGCACAGAUCAUCAAAGAGAAGGACCAGCUGCAGAGUGAGCACAACAGAGCCAUCCUUGCCCGCAGCAAACUUGAGAGUCUCUGUCGAGAGCUCCAGAGACACAACAAAACCCUCAAGGAGGAAACAAUCCAACAGGCACGGGAGGAAGAUGAGAAGAGAAAAGAGAUAACUAAUCAUUUCCAGGGCACACUGAGUGAAAUCCAGUCUCAGAUUGAACAGCAAAGUGAGAGGAAUAUGAAACUAUGUCAAGAGAACACAGAGUUGGCAGAGAAACUGAAAUGCAUCAUUGAUCAAUAUGAACUCAGAGAGGAGCACCUUGACAAAAUAUUCAAGCACAGAGAGCUUCAACAGAAACUGGUAGAUGCCAAGUUGGAGCAGUCACAGGAAAUGAUGAAGGAGGCAGAGGAGCGACAUCAGAGAGAAAAGGAAUAUCUCCUGAAUCAAGCUGCAGAAUGGAAACUCCAGGCCAAAAUGCUGAAGGAGCAGGAAACUAUACUACAGGCCCAGAUAACUCUCUACUCUGAAAGGUUUGAAGAAUUCCAGAAAACGCUGACAAAAAGUAAUGAGGUGUUUGCUAGUUUCAAACAGGAGAUGGAGAAAAUGACUAAGAAGAUGAAGAAGCUGGAAAAAGACACAGCUACAUGGAAAUCCCGGUUUGAGAACUGUAACAAGGCUCUACUGGAUAUGAUUGAGGAGAAAGCAAUGAGGACCAAGGAGUAUGAAUGCUUUGUGCUGAAAAUCCAGAGGCUAGAAAACCUUUGCAGAGCUCUGCAGGAAGAGAGGAAUGAACUCUACAAAAAAAUAAGAGAUGCAAAAUUCCCUGAAGAGUUAGAAGAAGAGGAUAGAAAUGAUGACAUCUUGCAAGAGGAGGCCGGUGCAAGUCCUUCUGUUAUUGAACAGCCUAAUACAGAGCUGUACACUGCUGAUGAGAACAUGCUGAAGAAUCUGGCUGCAGCUUUCACGGUGACUCAUCACAAGGAACAGCCCCUUGCAGUCUCCGACGAAAACACCAAUCAAGAGACCUGUGACAUGCAAGCAUGCAGUCCUCUGCCCCCACCAGAGCCAGAGCUUCUGCCUCAUCCCACCCUUCAGCCUGAGAUAGCAAGUCACUCAGAGCCAGCGAGUCCAGCACUGAAGCCAAUUGAAAGUGAGCCAAAGGAUGAAGAAUGUGUAGGAGCUCAGGCUCAGUGGCCAACUCAAGAUCAGCCCACACAACAAACACCAGAUAACGACAUGGAAGGAGUAGAUUAAAUACAAUGCAGUGUUCAGGCUCAUUUUCUACCAACCACAUUUCCUCUUGCUCUCCCCAGAUUGAUUUUAAAAACAAAACAAAAAAUAAGGCUUGAAAACAUGCUGAAACGUAUUUGUAGGAUGCUGUGCUGUUUGUAGGAGCAUAUAAUGCAAUUUUCCUCUUUGCCACCACUGUACUGUAACAAUAGGUCUUCAGUUUUGCUGUUCCUUGUACUCAAAUCAUAAUAUUUUCUUAAUUAUAGUAAAUUAUAAAACAAAAAAUUGCAAGAUCUUCUUUCCAGGCAUUAUGAGUCAUUGCACUUGGCAAAAAUCACUUCAAACCACGGAGGCUUUGUGUUUUAAGAGUUAUUGCAAUACAGACGCACAUUUUUUAAACUAUAAUUAACUGUGUCAGUUUGGUUUGGUGUGACAUAAUGGAUGCCCUCUUUAGGCACCAGGUGAUUUUAAGAAAGAAGAUAAGAAUUUGUAAUCAUAGCAAAAUGCUGUGAAAGCCUCAAUGAGCUUGGUCAAAUCCAGGACAGAUCAUAACAACAGGCUCAUUUGUUGCAAGAUUUCACUGUCGUUGGCAACUGUGUAUAGUAUAAACACUCACAGCACUGAACAUUGACCCUCACCUCUGUUUAGUGCUGUGGUUAUGUCACUGCUUUCAACAGAAUCAGCUGAAAGGAAAAGAAAUUCCUGUGCUAGAUUCCUCACAGAAUUAGUGGUUUAAUCCUGAAGGCCAGAUGCUGGCUUUUAAGUAACAGCCCUUGAGCGGGAGGCAGAGUGGAGACACGGUUGCAUAGACUGCUCCGUCCAUGAGAAUGAAUCAGAUUCCCUCCUGUGCUCCAGUCCUGCUGCACAAGUGGGUGCAGACAGAAAUGUAAUCCUAAAGCUUCUUCCUCACCCCUUUCCUGGAAUCCUGCUGCCCAGAAUGCUACCUGUCCUUGCUCCUUCUGGGUACGAGGAAUGUGGGAACAUGCUGUUGUGAACAGGAGAGGAGAAAGGUUGCAGGUGCACCCCUGCACAGCUACACGUCCACACAGAAAUCUCUAGCAAUAAAAGAGCAUUAAAACAUUCUAGAUGUCAGCACAGUCUGAGUUGGGUUUGUUUUUUUAAUACAUCAGGCAGUUUCAAGACCUCUCUCAUCUCUCCCAUGUGUUUUCUAUAAUCACUAUAGGUCCACAAGAUACCAUUCUGACCUGAAUGGGUCAACAUUAUAAAGAGAGAGACUGUGUGAGAACAGAUGUCCACAAGCUGGACAAGGAAAUUUUCUAUCCAAGCAAAUCCACUUUUACAUGCAAACCUUGAUAAUCCCUAAACUGCUGUAAAGCAGUCUUUAUCAAACUGUGGAACAUAAACCACUGGUGUUUCAUUAGGUUAUAAUAAGUGGUCACGCUGUUUCUCUGCCUUCUUUUACUAUAAUUCUCAUGAUAAAGGUCAUCUAUGACAAAUUUUGAGGGCUAACAGCGUUCCAUUCGUUCUUAAAGUACAAGAACCACUGUGCUGGUAUACUAUGCAUUCAAACUGAAGUCAAAAUGUAGAUGACCUAAGAUAAAUAGUGUCAUCAGUGGGAGACUGAUCACAAAGAACAGAAUCUUUACCCUUUAUCCAUCCAACUGGCAGUUUCCAAAUGCUUAAGUGGCAUUUUUGUACUGCUUGCUAUUUUGCUACACAUUCAGUGUGGAUACAUAAUUGUCCACAUGGUUUCUGAGCAUGUGUAGUAGGCUAUAUGCUGGCUAGGAAUGUACACACAUACCUGAGCGUAAGUAUUGAAAGAACAAGAAAAAGGAGGGCCCUUCCCAUCUUUCAGCCCCAAUAGUUGAGUAGAUAGGGCACUCCCCAGCAACCAGGGCACCCUCAACCAGAAGGUGUGUAAACGUCUGAAUUGUCAGCAUAGUGCCAUAACACUACCUAUCCAGUCAUGCCCACAGCCCCUCCUUUUGGAGCUGAACUACUGCCCCCUGGUAUUUAACAUUCAUCAACUAAGCUGGACCCUUGCUCCCAGUAGGAGCAAGGGUCCAGGCUAGAAGUCUUUUAUCCAAGGCAACAGCCAUGUAACUGAGCCAUAUACACAGCUUGCCUGACCCCACACAUUCUUUGUCUCUUGAACACUCAGGGAGCCAGCUUCAAAAGAAAUGCUAAAAAGGGCCUUUUAUGGCCUUUUCAUGCCUAACCUGUGGUUUGAGCACUGUGCUAGAAGUUAAACAAAUACAGGUUCAAAACCACUCUGAGUGAAGAAGGGACCCUAGAACCUAAGGCUUCCACACCCUAGCCAAGGCUGUUAAGCACUCAGCUCAUCCGGUGGAAGAUCCUUCUGCUCCUCCUGUAUCUUGCACCAGCUAGUUGCCAGUUUUUGCAAGAUGGAAUUUUUAAAAUUAUGCAUACCAGCACAUGCAGAUAUAGAUACAUAUUCACUCAGCCCAUGCAUAGCCUACUACAUAUGGCCAGUAGCUAUUGGGUACUUACAUUGCAUAGGCAAAAAUUGCAAACUUUGUUUAAGUGCCAAGUGCCAAGAACGUCACAGCUGGAACACUGCCAUUUGGGUAAGGGAAUUCUGUCCAAAACACUUGUUGCAGUUCACCCAAAACACUUUUUAUCUUCUUUGCUCAUUCCCAAUGAGAUCUUCACCCUGGUUGACUCGAUAUGACUUUUUCUGUUUGCACUGUUUGGUACAAUCUUUUGGGAAAGGUAACUGGUUUCAGUGUUCCCAGCAUGAUUUGUAACAGUUAUUUGUUUGGACAUUAGCCUUAUCUAUCCUGGCUGAAAUUUUCAAACUUAGAGACCUAAAGUAGGACACCUACAUUCAUAUUCAGGCUCCUACAUAAAUGGUCAUCUUUUCUGAAAAUCAGCCCACUUAAGUGCCUUGAUUGAUAAAUUUUAGCCUAAAUAAAUCCUUUCAGAAGCUGAACAUCUAUAAUCAUUUGAUUUACUCUCUAUGGGUUCUAGUGUUUUGUGUCUUUAGAAGCCCAUAUAGCUUUGCUUGUUGUUAGGGUGAUUUUUUUAAUUAACAUAAUUUAUAUA